Molecule: messenger RNA, 1803 nt
Organism: Macrobrachium nipponense
Lineage: Eukaryota; Metazoa; Arthropoda; Malacostraca; Decapoda; Palaemonidae
Exons: 4
Coding region: 1-1803 (600 amino acids)
Source: RefSeq, a predicted model, not a curated record
AUGCAAAGCACUGAAGUUUUGGAGAAACUAAAAAUCAUUUGCGUGGAAGCCAAACCCCAGAGUAUUGCAACAGAAUUUAGACCAUUGCAUAAGGUUAAGUUGUCGUCUUUGUCACUACCAGAAUUUGAAGGGAUCGAUGGAGAAUGGCCCUCCUUUUGGGAUGUUUUCGAGUCUAACGUUCACUCUCGUCCAGACUUGAGAGAUGUUGACAAAUUUAAUUACCUGAAGGGAUGUUUGAAGGGUGAAGCACUAGCUCUGAUUAAAAAUAUCCUUGUCACGAAGGAAAACUAUCUAGACGCCAUUGACAUGUUGAAGAAAACUUAUGCUGAUCCAGAGAAAAUAACCUCAUCUCUAAUUUGUCAAGUAGCAGGCCUGCCUAAGCCUUCUGCAGAUCUGGAUUCACUAUGUGGCUUCCGAGCUAAACUUGAACAAUAUGUUAGAGGCACAGAAAGAAACAAACCUAAUUUGGAUCACUGUACCUGGGUACUUGGUCCUUUAGUUUUCCAAAAACUACCUGGCAAGGUGAAAGAGCAAAUCCAAAAGAAGGAUAAGAAUAAGGAUUACUCCCAUAGAAAACCCAAGCCUAACCAAAGUUCUAAUAGACCAGGUAAUCAGACCAAAACCCAGGUUAGUUCUUACACCCCAAAGACACAUGAUGUCACGAAUCUGAGUAUUUCUGUCACUCCGGGUCAGCCUAAUAAGACAGCUAGAACUCAAAGUUGUGUAUUCUGUGAUAGACCAGAACAUAAAGCCUACCAGCGUGACAAUUACAAGACCACGCAAGAACGCAUUUCAAGACUUACCACACAAAAUCGUUGCGUGAAAUGCACUUCACCUAACCAUAAGACAACAGAUUGUCUUGUAAAGUUCCACAAAUGUCUGUCAUGUAAAACUGGACUACACCAUUCAGCAUUGUGCCCUGAUUCCUCAACUGAAGUCUCUGCUGUGAACUAUUGUGGAGACAAUGACAGUGACAAAGACUUAAAGUCACAAACAAGUGGAAUUCUCCCUACCUCCUUAAUGAAAGUGGUGUGUCCGCCCUCUGGCAACACCAAGGAACUUAGAUCACUGUUUGAUUCUGGGGCGCAACGCACCUUCAUCACACAAGAGGCAGUGGAAGAGUGUAAACUUGAACGAGACAAUCCUGUCCAACUGAGCAUCAGUGGGUUCUGGGAUACCAAAGAAUCUAGAGAAUAUAGUACGGUCACUGUACCUGUCAGGAGUCGGAUUGUCACCCUAGCUGACCCUAACUUGUCAAGUAGUCAGAUUGACCAGGUGAAACUGCUUGUAGGCAUAGAUCACUACUUUGACUUCAUCCAUUCUCCACAAGCAAAUGGAGUGAACCUGAUUGAGUCCUCCUUAGGAUAUCUGGUCGCUGGUAAACUGCCUAGUAUUGACACCCCUAUCAGUACCCAUUCUGUAACUGUAAUGAGACUGGCAGUUCAUGAACCUUCCAAAGCUGCUCUAGAGAUACCACUUGAGAUGUCUGAUAGCAAAUUUGCUGAAGACUCCAUCCAACAGCUUUGGACCCUUGAAUCAGUCGGAAUUGUUGAUCAAGGUAUGUCACCUGAAGAUAAAUUUGUACUGGAAGAAUUCAAGAAUUCCAUCAAUAUGGUUGAAGGACGAUAUGAGAUCAUCAAAGAACAACUGACUCUUGGCUUCAUUGAAACAGUACCAGAAGAAGACCUCAAGUUGACCAACGUUCAUUAUUUACCCCAUUUACCUGUGAUUAAGGAUUCAACUACAACGCCCAUUCGUAUUGUAUUUGAUGCAAGUGCCCGGAUAAGCAGGCUCCUAGUCUGA